GUUCAUCUCACAUUGCCUUUUAUUUUAUUAAACUACUCGUACUAAACCUUUUUUCUUAUUGUAUUAUUAUUAAUCUUUAAAUCUCCAACAUAUUUCACUUAAACAAUUUUUGACACAUUUAAUUUAAUCCUUUAAAAAUAUUUCGUAAGAUUUAAGUAUCACUUGUAUCAAAAUAAUCAUCUUCUGUCAUCCACUAUUUAGUAAACCCUCAAAAAUUAGGCCUCCAAACAUUAAUCAAACAAAACAUGAGUCAUCUCACAACCCCAUGCUAUAAUUAGAAAGUUUCUUCCAAGUUUCCUUCUUUCUUUUGUCACAGGAAUGUUUGACCAACUUCUCCUACUUUGUUCCUCUGUUUUUAUUCAAUCUUCAAACUUUCAUGUAUAUUUUAAUGUCAAAAAUUCAAUUCCAUUCACCAAAUCCCAAAAUUUUCAUACUACCCAUUUUAAAAUUUCAUAAUUCUGAAGCUUCAUAAAAUAAAAUCCCCAGAUUUUUAUCUAUGUGUUUCUCUAUGUUCCGAUCAAAAUCUAAGAACUCUGAAAUCAUUAAACCCAGAAAAUCUACCCAGAAUUUUACCCCUUCUGAUAUUAAUUCUCCUUCAAGCAGAAGCAGAAGCCAAAGUAAAAGCAGAAGCAAUGAAUUCAACUCAAAAUCAUCCUCAAUUUCAAGCAAAAAUUCAUUAUCUAGUCUCAAAGAUUCACUCCCAGAAAAUCCUCAUAUUUAUGAUCUUUCUGAAAUUCGAUCUGCUACCAAGAAUUUUCUGCUAAAACCCUUUUCAUCUUCAUCUUCUUCAACCUCUUGGAAGUGUGUAAUUAAUAAGAAACAAUCAGUUGUUACGCAGCGAAAACUUCGGCGACCCAUUGAUAAUUCGGAGCUCCGACGAAAACUCUCUCUCCUCUGUAAGUCUCAUCAUGCUAGCUUGGUUAAGCUUAAUGGAGCUUCUGUUAGUGGGAAUUGUAUUUAUCUUGUUUAUGAGUUUAUUUCUGGUGCUAGUUUGAAUGAUUGUUUGAGAAACCCUAGAAACCCUAAUUUUACUGUUUUGUCGAAUUGGAUUUCCCGUGUUCAAAUUAUUGCUGGGAUUGCUGAUGGGUUGGAUUAUAUGCAUAAUUCUGCUGGAUUUAAAAGUGGGUUUGUUCAUAAUCACAUUAAAAGUAGCUCAAUUGUUGUAUCUGAGGAACCUGCUUUAGUUGCUAAGAUUUGCCAUUUUGGGACUGCCCAAUUGUGUGGGGAGGUUCCUGAGGCAAUCAUGGAGGAAGAUGAUGAGACUUUGGAUUUUCAGGUUCUUAAACGGGUGGGUAGCGCGGUGGGGAAGUUUGUGGGGACGAGAGGGUAUAUGUCGCCUGAGUUUCAGACAACAGGGAUUCCCACGUUGAAGUCGGAUGUUUUUGCUUUCGGGGUGGUGCUGUUAGAGAUAUUGUCUGGGGAAGAGCCUAUGAAGGUUCAUGUUGAUUCAGACAAGGGCAUUUUUCGGAAGGUUUCAUUAAUCGAAACAGCAAGAGAAGUGGUGGGGGAUGGAGCUGGGAAAUUGAGGCAGUGGAUUGAUAGGAGGUUGAGAGAUUCGUAUCCAGUUGAGGUGGCAGAGGGGUUAGCUCGGGUGGCAUUAGGGUGUGUGCAAGAGGAUCCUGGCAGAAGGCCAGAUAUGGGUCAAGUUGCCGGUUGGAUAUCUAAGUAUUACUUGGAGUCUAAGAUCUGGGCUCAGGGUAUUGGUCUUCCUGAUGGUAUCACUGCUUCAUUUGCUCCCCGAUGAUACUUAUGGAUUAAUGUGAUACUGAAUCGAAAUGUGCUGUUUUAUAAGGAGAAGGCUCUUUGAUGUCAUAUAUAAGAAGUAUUAGUGUGGUCUGAAGAAAAUUACAGGGUAUUUUUGUAUAUCUCAUUUGUAUUGGAUGAAUUCUUGUAAAUUGGUGUGGAGAAUAGUGUAGUGCAUAAUGAUAAUAGCAUUAUAAGAUAGCUUGGUGAAACAAUUUCUGUCAAGCUGGAAAUCCUCAUGACAUUGUGAAGUCCCUCAAGGAUGUACACCAGCAAAUCAUACUCUUUAACGGUGUGGAGCCAUCACCGAGGCAGGAUUGUGUACCUCUACUCUCUAGAUUAUGACAAUUGCCUUAGAUUGUUUUUCCUAAACAAGCUCAUCCCCACGUGGACAAGGCGACAUCCAAGAUAUAAUUACAUAUGAAGCUUUUUUGGUUGUUCAGAUCUGUUGAUGUUGCAUUGAAUUUUUUUAACACAACUUCCAAGCAAGAUAUUUUUCUUGGGCAUCUGUGAUGACAGUGGCUAAUAUGGAGAGCAUUAACCUCAUGUGUCUCAUGUGAAGAGCAAAGCAGAUAAGUGUUAUAUUGUGUACACGAUGAUCUCAAGUCAUUCACAGCGUGGAUGCAAUAUAAGGUUUUGAAUUUGUUCAAACUGACUAAAGAACAUACUUUCCCCUGAUCGCAUCAUCUUUUCGGAGUUCUUACUGCUGCUUGUCAUGGGAGCGUUGUGGAACAGGGUUUGAGGAAAAAUGUAAGCAUUUGAAGUUCCAACUGAGUAUGGCAUCACAUCAAAUGAGAAGAACUUAACCUAUGUAGCUGACCUCCUCCGUUACCAGAGUUCGUUAGGACUUCAAGCUUCUGGAAUAAUGCUAUAGUUACCCGAUUUAAGUUCGAACCAGACUGGGUGAGAUUUUAUCUGAUAAUAACUAGAUUGUUCAUCUAAGGAGUGUGGUUUAAGUUGGGACGAGACAUGGUAAUGGCUAACUGGAUCAUUCACGAUGGCAAGAUGUUUGGAGUCUGGUUUUAGUUGGUUUAAGAUCCUCUCUGGCAUUUGGAUCAAAAAAAAUUUCACGGACAUAAAAGGAGUAUUGGAAGUACAAUUUUUCUUACAUUAUACGAGUACUGCACAAUUUUUUAUUUCUAGCAAUUUUUAGGAUUCUUAUCUGAAGCUAAAUGUACAGACUGACAUCUUUUAUUUCAUACUAUAAUAAGAUGCUCUUUUGAUAUAAA
Chenopodium quinoa (quinoa) is the source of this 2972-nucleotide messenger RNA. RefSeq names its product lysM domain receptor-like kinase 3. The transcript has 2 exons. Gene Ontology annotation, biological process: protein phosphorylation. The record is from RefSeq and is a predicted model, not a curated record. NCBI's taxonomy places the organism in Eukaryota, Viridiplantae, Streptophyta, Magnoliopsida, Caryophyllales, Amaranthaceae. The coding region runs from base 497 to 1744 and encodes 415 amino acids. Gene Ontology annotation, molecular function: protein kinase activity; ATP binding.